Molecule: messenger RNA, 1530 nt
Organism: Rhizopus microsporus ATCC 52813
Lineage: Eukaryota; Fungi; Mucoromycota; Mucoromycetes; Mucorales; Rhizopodaceae
Product: aspartate kinase
Exons: 4
Coding region: 1-1530 (509 amino acids)
Molecular function (GO): aspartate kinase activity
Source: RefSeq, a predicted model, not a curated record
AUGGUUCGUUCAUUUACAUAUAGAAAUAAUUCAGAUUCUCCUUGGGUUGUUCAAAAGUUUGGAGGAACAAGUGUCGGCAAAUUUUUAGAUAAUAUUGCAAAUGAUGUUAUAAAAGAAUAUGUAAAGCAACAUAGAGUAGUCGUUGUAUGUUCUGCAAGAAGUGGAGAAAGCAAAGCAACGGGUACAACCAAUCGAUUGAUUCGAGCAGCCAAUGAUGCUAUAAAACCAGGAUCUAAAGAGUAUCUAAAUAUUGUCCAAGAUAUAUUAGACGAUCAUCUCGCAGUAGCAGCUGAAAUGAUCCGUGAUGACGCCAUUCGUACUCACUUGGAACAAGACAUCAGAAAUGAUUGUGAAAAGUUAAAAUCGUUUUUGGAAGCUGCUGAAAUCAUUGAUGAAAUAUCUCCUCGAUCUAAAGAUGUCAUCAUUGGUGUGGGUGAAAAGUUAUCUUGUAGAAUUGUUGCUGCUGUAUUACAGGAUAGGGACGUUGAUGCUCAGUUUGUUUCCCUGGAAAAUAUUAUUGAUAGAGACUUUGAAAGAUUAGACCAAUCAUUUUACGAUUAUCUAGCGCAGAGAAUGGCAGAUGCAGUAAAGCAGUGCGAAAAUAGGGUUCCUGUAGUAACAGGUUUCUUUGGUAUUGUCCCUGGAAGUCUGUUAACUACCGUAGGACGUGGUUACACUGAUCUAUGUGCUGCCUUGACAGCAGUUGGUCUUGGGGCUGAAGAACUUCAAAUUUGGAAAGAAGUCGACGGCAUCUUUACAGCCGAUCCUCGCAAGGUCAAGUCUGCCAGAUUACUGCCAAUCAUUACUCCGGAAGAAGCUUCCGAAUUAACCUAUUACGGAUCAGAAGUUAUUCAUCCCUUUACUAUGGAACAAGUCAUCCGGGCACGCAUUCCCAUUCGUAUCAAGAAUGUCGAAAACCCCAGAGGUGAAGGUACCAUCAUUUUCCCCACAGACAAUGCCAAUAGCAGAGACGGUACACAUACGCCACAAUCACCACAAGUGUUGGCGGAGAACGGAUACUCUAUUGACUUGUCUCGCAAAUACCCCACAGCUGUUACUAUCAAGGACCAUGUUAUCGUACUCAAUAUUCAUUCAAAUCGCAAGAGCGUCAGUCAUGGCUUUUUUGCGAAAAUCUUCUCCACUCUUGACCGAUACGGUGUCAUUGUAGAUCUUAUCUCUACGUCCGAGGUCCAUGUGUCCAUGGCGCUUGGAGAAGAAAACUUGGAUAAAGACUUGGAUCGUGUUAUCAAGGAUCUAAGAGAAUUUGGUAGAGUGGACGUCAUCAAGGAUUUGGCUAUUCUUUCUCUUGUUGGAAAACAAAUGAAGAAUUUAGUAGGUAUUGCUGGUAUGAUGUUCAGUACCUUGGCCUCUGCUGGUGUGAAUAUAGAAAUGAUCUCUCAAGGCUCAUCGGAAAUUAAUAUAUCUUGUGUUAUUGAUGAACGAAGUGCAGUCACCGCUAUGAACGUCAUUCAUGAUCAGUUGUUGAGCAAACACAGUAAGCUGGUCUUAUCUUCCUUAGAAUUAAAAUAA